UCUGACCUGGUAUCAGUGACAUGACAUCAUCAUCUUUAGUCUACAUUAGACUAGAGACUGAAGGUCUGUUUCUGUUGUGUUGAAGCCCAAUCCAUCAGGAGAGACCAGACUCACCCAGCUGUCUGUCCAUGAAGAUUGAUGGGUCUAUGGACCUGUAGUCUACAUUAGACUAGAGACUGAAGGUCUGUUUCUGUUGUGUUGAAGCCCAAUCCAUCAGGAGAGACCAGACUCACCCAGCUCUCUGUCCAUGAAGAGUGACGGGUCUAUGGACCAUUUCUAUGAUUGCGAAGAUGGAGACUUUUCUGCAUUUACAGGUCCAAUCAGGCAGGAGAGACCAGCCUCCCCUGUUCCCAGCUGUGUGUCCAUGAAGAGUGACCGGUCUAUGAAACAACCUAUAAAGUUUAGAGAGGGAGACUUUUCUACUGAACAAAGAAACCAACAGGAGAGAUCAGAGUCAGAGAUUCUCAGUGGUCAGUCUUCCCAGAGUCAUCAAACAGACCUGGCCUCCAUAUUCAGUUUGCUUGAAGAGAAUAUUAUGACAUUUGUGAAGAACGAACUGAAGAUGUUCAAGAGGAUUCUUAGUGCAGAACUCCCACAAGGCUUUGAGAGUCAGAAGCAGGACAAGGAAAUGGUGGACCCUGAAGAUGAGAAGCAGGAGAGCAGUGCCAGAGAGGGGGCUCUGAAGAUCACACUGCACAUCCUGAGGAAAAUGAACCAGAAGGAGCUUGCUGACACACUGGAGAAAUAUUCAGAUGAGCUUGCUGUGAUUUGCCAACGUGAACUCAAAUCUAAUCUAAAGAAGAAGUUUCAAUGUGUAUUUGAGGGGAUCGCUAAACAAGGAAACCCAACACUUCUCAAUAAGAUCUACACAGAGCUCUACAUGACAGAGGGUGGAACAGGAGAGGUCAAUAAUGAACAUGAGCUGAGACAGAUUGAGACAACAACCAGGAAACAAGCAAGACCAGAGACUGCAAUCAAAUGUAACGACAUCUUCAAACCCUUAACUGGACAAGACAAACUUAUCAGAACUGUGCUGACAAAGGGAGUCGCUGGCAUUGGAAAAACAGUCUCUGUGCAGAAGUUCAUUCUGGACUGGGCUGAAGGAAAAGCAAAUCAGGAUGUCCAAUUUGUGUUUUCCUUCCCUUUCCGGGAGCUGAAUUUGAUGAAAGAGGACAAACACACUUUUAUUGAACUUCUUAAUCACUUCUCAAUGGAGACCAAACAAUCAAGAAUCUCCAACCUCGACAAGUACAAAGUUCUGUUCAUCUUUGAUGGUCUGGAUGAGUGCCGACUGCCCCUAGACUUCCAGAAGAACAAGAUCUGUUGUGACCUCACAAGGUCAACCUCAGUGGAUGUUCUGCUGACAAAUCUCAUCAAGGGAAAUCUGCUUCCCUCUGCUCUCCUCUGGAUAACUACCCGACCUGCAGCAGCCAAUAAGAUCCCUGCAGCAUGUGUUGACCAGGUGACAGAGGUACGAGGGUUCAAUGACCCGCAGAAGGAGGAGUACUUCAGGAAGAGAUUCAGUGAUGAGGACCUGUCCAGCAGAAUCAUCUUACACAUAAAGACAUCAAGGAGCCUCCACAUCAUGUGCCACAUUCCAGUCUUCUGUUGGAUUUCUGCAAUAGUCCUUGAACACAUGCUGAAACAUAAGAGAGAAGAGAUGCCCAAGACUCUGACUGAGAUGUACACACACCUUGUGGUGUUUCAUACCAAACAGAAGAAUGAAAAGUAUCUUGGGAAAGAAGAGACAGGUCCACACUGGAAUAAAGAGAGCAUUCUGUCACUGGGAAAACUGGCUUUUCAACAGCUUGUGAAUGGCAAUCUGAUUUUCUAUGAAGAAGACCUGAAGGAGGCUGGCAUUGAUGUCAAUGAAGCCUCGGUGUACUCAGGGUUGUGCACACAGCUCUUUGAAGAGGAAUGUGGGCUGUACCAGGACAAAAUGUACUGCUUCGUGCAUCUGAGCAUUCAGGAGUUUAUGGCUGCUGUAUAUGUGUUCCUCUCAUUCACCAACAACAAUGAGAAUCUAAUGGCCAAACCUCAAUCAACAUCCAGGAACCUUUCUGUGCUGUUCAGAGACAAGCAUAAAGUUACUGUCUACAAGAGUGCUGUGGAUAAAGCCUUACAAAGUGAGACAGGAAACCUGGACCUUUUCCUCCGCUUCCUUCUGGGCCUCUCCAUGGAGUCCAAUCAGAAGCACUUACGAGGUCUACUGACAAAGACAAGAAGCAGCUCACAGAGCCAUAAAAAAACAGUCGAGUACAUCAAGGAGAAGAUCAGGGAGAAUCCCUCUCCAGAGAGGUGCAUCAAUCUGUUCCACUGUCUGAAUGAACUGAAUGACCAGUCUCUAGUGGAGGAGAUCCAAAGCUACCUGAGCUCAGGAAGUCUCACAAAACCCAACCUGUCACCUGCACAGUGGUCAGCUCUGGUCUUUGUGUUGCUGACUUCAGAAAAGGAGCUGGAUGUGUUUGACCUGAAGAAAUACUCCAGGUCAAAGGAAGGUCUUCUGAGGUUGCUGCCAGUGGUCAAAGCCUCCAGAGCUGUUCUGCUGUCAGGCUGUGGAGUCACAGAGGAAGGCUGUGCUUCUCUGGUCUCAGCUCUGGAGUCAAACCCCUCACACCUGAGAGUGCUGGAUCUGAGUAACAAUGACCUGAAGGAUUCAGGAGUGAAGCUGCUCUCUGCUGGACUGGGGAAUCCCUACUGUAAACUGGAGACGCUGAGGCUGUCAGGCUGUGGAGUCACAGAGGAAGGCUGUGUUUUUCUGGUCUCAGCUCUGAAGUCAAACCCCUCACACCUGAGAGAGCUGGACCUGAGCUACAAUGACCUGAAGGAAUCAGGAGUGAAGCUGCUCUCUGCUGGACUGGGGAAUCCCCACUGUAAACUGGAGACUCUGAGGUUGUCAGGCUGUGGAGUCACAGGGAAAAGCUGUGCUUCUCUGGUCUCAGCUCUGAGGUCAAACCCCUCACACCUGAGACAGCUGGACCUGAGUAACAAUGACCUGUACGAUUCAGGAGUGGAGCUGCUCUCUGCUGGACUGGGGAAUCCCCACUAUAAACUGGAGACUCUGAGACUCACUGGCUGUAAACUCAGAGACACAUCCUGUAAAGUGUUGGCCUCAGUUCUCAGUUCAAAUCCCUCACACCUGAGAGAGCUGGAUCUGAGUAACAAUGACCUGAAGGAUUCAGGAGUGAAGCUGCUCUCUGCUGGACUGUGGAAUCCCCACUGUAAACUGGAGACCCUGAGACUCGCUGGCUGUAAACUCACAGACACAUCCUGUAAAGUGUUGGCCUCAGUUCUCAGUUCAAACCCCUCACAUCUGAGAGAGCUGGAUCUGAGUAACAAUGACCUGAAGGAUUCAGGAGUGAAGCUGCUCUCUGCUGGACUGGGGAAUCCCCACUGUAAACUGGAGACUCUGAGGCUGUCAGGAUGUGGAGUUACAGAGGAAGGCUGUGCUUCUCUGGUCUCAGCUCUGAGGUCAAACCCCUCACACCUGAGAGAGCUGGACCUGAGUAACAAUGACCUGAAGGAUUCAGGAGUGAAGCUGCUCUCUGCUGGACUGGGGAAUGCCCACUGUAAACUGGAGACUCUGAGGCUGUCAGGCUGUGGAGUCACAGAGGAAGGCUGUGCUUCUCUGGUCUCAGCUCUGAGGUCAAACCCCUCACACCUGAGAGAACUGGACCUGAGUAACAAUGACCUGAAGGAUUCAGUAGUGAAGCUGCUCUCUGCUGGACUGGGGAAUCCCCACUGUAAACUGGAGACUCUGAGGCUGUCAGGCUGUCUAGUCACAGAGGAAGGCUGUGUUUCUCUGGUCUCAGCUCUGAGGUCAAACCCCUCACACCUGAGAGAGCUGGACCUGAGCUACAAUCACCCAGGAGACAAGGGAGUCAGACUGCUCUCUGCUGGACUGGAGGAUCCACACUGCAGACUGGAGAAACUCAAUGUGGAACAUGGUGGAGAGAACAGAAUGAAACCUGGGCUUAGAAAAUAUGUCUGUGAUCUCACACUGGACCUAAACACAAUACACAGACACCUCUCUCUGUCUGAGGAGAACAGAAAGUUGACAUGGAGGACAGAGGAGCAGCCGUAUCCUGACCACCGAGAGAGAUUUAAUAAGGAAUGUGAACAGGUGCUGUGUAGAGAGGGUCUGACUGGGCGCUGUUACUGGGAGGUAGAGUGGAGUGGAGGGGUUGAUAUAGGAGUGACAUAUAAAGGAAUCAACAGGAGAAGAGACCUUUAUGAAUAUUGGCUUGGAUGGAAUGACCAGUCCUGGAGUCUGUCCUGCUCUGACAACAGUUACAGAGCCAGACACAAUAGUAAUACCACUACCAUAGACGUCCCCUCCUCCAGCACCCACAGAGUAGGAGUGUAUCUGGACUGGCCAGCCGGCACUCUGUCCUUCUAUAGAGCCUCCUCUUACACACUGACCCACCUGAUCACAUUCACCUCCUCAUUCACUGAGCCCCUCUAUCCAGGGUUUAGGCUUUAUGAUGAUGAAUACUCCUCAUUGUCCCUGUGUCAGAAACACUGACACACACCCACACACCCACACACACACCCACACACCCACACAUACACAAACACACCCACACUCACUGGACACACACACACACUGGACAUACACACACACACUGGACACACACACACUAGACACACACACACACAGACACACACACACUGGACACACACACACACACACUGGACACACAAACACACACACACUGGACACACACUGGACACUGGACACACACACUGGACACACAAACACGCACACACUGGACACACACACUGGACACUGGACACACACACUGAACACAUACUGGACACACACACUGAACACAUACUGGACACACACAUACUGGACACACACACACUGGAUACACUCACACACACACACCCACUGGACACACACAUAGGACACACUUGUACACACACAUACACACACACACACUGGGGACACCUGUUCUCACACCACAUUCUGGGGACACCACUUUCCUGACAACCUGGAGACAAGACGGAAACAUAACAAAAAAUAGAAAAUAAUCUAUAAUAAAUACACCCCUUCAAAUGUAAUUGAUUCAUUGAUAUAAGGGUAGAUGACAUUGUGGGGACUGGGAAGGUGAACAAUGUGGAGACCCAAGAGGAAACUCCUUUUUUGGCGUCAACAGGAAGUCCCAUCGGGGACCAAGUUUCAACCAACUAAUACAAUUUGGGGACAAUAGUGUCGGCUGUUGUUUAGGGCACAAGGGGAAGAUGGGUUCUAAUCUAGAUCAGUUUGAAUUGCCUUUCAGCAUAUCAGAACCCGCUAGAGAAUGGGUUCUAAUCUAGAUCAGUUUGAAUGGCCUUUCAGCAUAUCAGAACCCGCUAGAGAAUGGGUUCUAAUCUAGAUCAGUUUGAAUUGCCUUUCAGCAUAUCAGAACCCGCUAGAGAAUGGGUUCUAAUCUAGAUCAGUUUGAAUGGCCUUUCAGCAUAUCAGAACCCACUAGAGAAUGGGUUCUAAUCUAGAUCAGUUUGAAUUGCCUUUCAGCAUAUCAGAACCCACUAGAGAAUGGGUUCUAAUCUAGAUCAGUUUGAAUUGCCUGUCAGCAUAUCAGAACCCACUAGAGAAUGUUGCCAGGUGUUAUCUUUAGCAUAUCAGAACCCACCUUCCGGUUACUAGUCCAACGCUCUAACCACUAGGCUACCCUGCCGCCAGGGAGAGUGUGAUGUCAUAUCGGUGACAUAUCGGUGACUGAAGAUUCAUUCUCCCAACACGUUUAGAAAAAGAGGGACUAUGAGCAACUGUAAGCACACAGAUGAUGUUGGCAGGUGUUCCAUAGGGAUUAUCCCUUUACAAUUGCAAUACUAGUUGUUCGCUCUGAGUCUCGCCGCUCUCGAGUAGCACCUACUGAAAAAUAGAGUUUAAAUAUGUGGCUUGGCAGGAAGUGUUAACCCCUCUAAUUCCCAGACCACAGGAUACACACAAGGACUAAUAUGUCCAUACGAACCAUUUUGGUGUUAGUCAGCAAUCUGGUGUUAAACUAUGUUGACAUGAAAAAGUGCUGGAAAAGCAUGCAGACAUUUCCGAAUAGCAGAGACUAAAGAGACAAGUGGAGACAGGAACAUCAAAUCAGUCAAUUUAUCUAGGCAGGUUUCUAACCUGAUCUUCCUGCCACUGCCUUCCGUAUCAUCACUGGUAUGCUAUGAUGCUUGCAUAUACAGGAUCUAUUAAAGUGUCUACUCAUAUGUCGUACCUGCAGAACCGUCUGUGUUGUCUGUUGUGUUGUUCUCCUGAAGCCCCUGAAACACUCAGUUAGGCCUCAUUUAAACACAUGUCCAUACAUGUUCUAUACAUGUGCUUUUGUUGCUAAACUAAAGUCAUGUGUUAUAACUGGAUACUAAACUAAAGUCAUGUGUUAUAACUGGAUACUAAAUUAAAGUCAUGUGUUAUAACUGGAUACUAAACUAAAGUCAUGUGUUAUAACUGGAUACUAAACUAAAGUCAUGUGUUAUAACUGGAUACUAAACUAAAGUCAUGUGUUAUAACUGGAUAUUAAACUAAAGUCAUGUGUUAUAGCUGGAUACUAAACUAAAGUCAUGUGUUAUAGCUGGAUACUAAACUAAAGUCAUGUGUUAUAGCUGGAUACUAAACUAAAGUCAUGUGUUAUAGCUGGAUACUAAACUAAAGUCAUGUGUUAUAGCUGGAUACUAAACUAAAGUCAUGUGUUAUAACUGGAUACUAAAUUAUUUUUACAUUUUAGUAAACACUCUUAUCCAGAGCAAAUAGGAUUCAGUGUUUUGCUCAAGGAACAAACACAUCAAUAAGAUGCAUCUGGGCAGGUUUCUUUACUGAUCUUCCUGCCAUUGCCUCCCGUAUCAUCUCUAGAGCCAAGGGAAAUACAUUUAUACCACAUUCCACUGGUCACUACUGAAAUCCUACGACAUGCUGUUUGCACAUACAGCAUCUAUUUAACUGUCUGCUCAAAGGGAAUUUGUGUGUCAUUAGUUAAUAUGUUAUGGCUGAAAGUGAGAAUUAAACAGGUUCCUA
Molecule: messenger RNA, 7021 nt
Organism: Oncorhynchus nerka (sockeye salmon)
Lineage: Eukaryota; Metazoa; Chordata; Actinopteri; Salmoniformes; Salmonidae
Product: NACHT, LRR and PYD domains-containing protein 12-like
Exons: 15
Coding region: 248-4525 (1425 amino acids)
Biological process (GO): intracellular signal transduction
Molecular function (GO): protein binding
Source: RefSeq, a predicted model, not a curated record